Physella acuta is the source of this 1830-nucleotide messenger RNA. RefSeq names its product zinc finger protein 664. The record is from RefSeq and is a predicted model, not a curated record. Gene Ontology annotation, cellular component: nucleus. Lineage: Eukaryota; Metazoa; Mollusca; Gastropoda; Physidae. Gene Ontology annotation, biological process: regulation of transcription by RNA polymerase II. Gene Ontology annotation, molecular function: RNA polymerase II cis-regulatory region sequence-specific DNA binding; DNA-binding transcription activator activity, RNA polymerase II-specific.
AGUACAUUGUCAUAGUAAUAGUUACAGUAUUAUUUAUUAGUAGUCACUUCAGACUAUGAUUAGUUGCAUAUUAAAGAACGCAUCAUUUUUUAAAAGUCCACACUGCAAAAAAUACAGUAAGAAAAUGGCAGAUAUUCAUCAUUGUGAGAUUUGCUCUUUAGAAUUUUCUUCUAUAAAGAAAUUAUCUAAACACUGGAGAAAAAGGCACCCUGAUGUUGAAACACUACAGUGUUGUUUCUGUCAAUAUGUUACUCAGGAGGAUUUUUUGUUUUCUAAGCAUAAGGAUAACUUCCACGCUGAGGAUAGGUUGGGAUGUGAAUAUUGCGCUUACACAAGUAGGAAGUGGCGAAAAAUAAAAAAACAUCACACCAAAAUGCACUUAUCAUCAGGAGAAUCUGUCUCACCUUCAGAACUACCUCGUACGAUUCUAGAGGAAAAAGAAAAUUUAAUCCAGCCUGAAUUGACAGCUGAACCGGUUGUAAAAUUAUCAAAACAAAGAACCAAAAAACCUGCAGUUCAGACAUUUGUUUGUGAUGUUUGCCAAAAUGUGUGUUUUUCAGCGGCCCAUUUGUCAUCUCAUCAAGUAUUGCACACGCCAAUGCAAUGUUACAUUUGUAGCAACUGUAAUAGGAUCUUCAGCAGUGGUAGUGUUUAUGACAAACACAUUAAAACACAUUAUAGACCCAAACCUUUUAAAUGUGUCAAAUGUGAAAAAUAUUUUUCAAGCAGGGAUGGUCUUUACAAACACAUGAGAACACAUAAUUCUCGUCAGAGGUAUACAUGUGAUCUUUGUGAUUUCAAAUCAAUUUCAGAUACGAUGUUUGCAGCCCAUUGCAGAACUCAUUUAAUCACAAAACCCUCUGAAGCAACAAACCGAAAUGGAUCAGAAUUGUGUGAUGUAUGUCAUUAUGUGUUUAAAUCAACAGCACACUUGUCCAUGCAUCAGUUAGUACACACUCGCCUAAAAUGCUACAUUUGCAGCAUGUGUAACAGGGGAUACAACAAUGACAUGGAUUACGAUACGCACAUAAGAACACAUUUUAAAUUCAGACCGUUCCACUGUGAAAUAUGUGAAAAAUCAUAUACAAUGAGAAAGUGUCUUAAAGUUCACAUGAGGAAACAUACUGGAGAAUUCUAUUACACAUGCGACAAGUGUGACUUCACAUCGAACACAAGCAGCAGUUUUGCACAACAUAAGAAAAGACAACACUCUAGCACAAAACCUUUUAAAUGUGAUACCUGUGACUACGCAGCUGUUGGCAAAUCUUCUUUAACUAGGCAUUUAAUAACUCACACAGGGGAGAAGCCAUACUGUUGUGGUCAAUGUGAGUACAGGUGCAAUAAGCUUGGUAACUUAAACAAACACAAGAAACAAAUGCACAGCAUGUGAUCGUGUUAUAAUAUUAUGGCACGUCAAUAAUAUACAAACAUUUGUACUAAGUUUAUUUUUUAUUGAGUGCUACAUGAUGGAUUUUUUAAUCAAUAAGUUCCUGCUAAACAAUAAACUAAAUCGCCUCCAUUAAAAAACAUAAAAGACCUCUGUUAUGCAGAAAAAAGCAGGAACAUUUCUUUAGUUAUAAUUGAUUUUACUUUCUGAUUUAGUAUUUCCUUUUACAAACUGUAAAUUUUCUGCAUAUAAAUGUAUUAUCUAUUCACAUUGCCUGAUGGUUUACUAUUUAUUGUUAACCGUUAUUUUAUUAAGCAAAGAUCAAUACCUUUUUUUUAAACUAGGUUUCAAAUCUAAACUUUAAAAAAAACAACUUAAAAUAGGUUUAUUACAGAACAUUUUACAUUCAUUAAUUUAUUAUAAUGAUUUUCACAUGACAAUGU